Molecule: messenger RNA, 717 nt
Organism: Phyllotreta striolata
Lineage: Eukaryota; Metazoa; Arthropoda; Insecta; Coleoptera; Chrysomelidae
Source: the annotation of a GenBank genome assembly
AUGGUUACUGGAAAAGAGGCGAGAAUUAACGGCAAAAAGACCCAGAAAGAUUGCAAAAUCUGGGUACCCCCGUUCACCAUUCAAGCCCUGCAAAAGCACACGUGCGUGAUUCCACCUCCGAAAUGCAAUGUAUAUAAAGUGUUGACGAUAAAUAACACUCACUUUCGAGACAAUUACAACAGAGGAACGUUACCAGUCGGAAUCGAUCCUAGGGCUUCGAAAAUUUCUUGGAAAGCAGAUAUUACGAAAUUAGAUUACCAUUAUUACCUCCCAAUAUUCUUCGAAGGACUCAUAGAAACCGAAUACCCUUACACAUUCUUCGCUCAACAAGGCAUCCACGAUUUACUAACACAUGGAGGGACGAAAAUAUUUCCGUGCAUUCCGCAAUUAAUAAUACCUAUCAAAGACGCUUUAAGGACUAAAAAUAAGCACAUCAUGAUCGCCACCUUGCAAGUUCUACAGCAUCUUGUUAAAUCGGGAGAUUUGAUCGGGGAGGCUUUAGUACCCUAUUAUCGGCAAAUUUUACCCACAUUGAAUUUGUUCAAAGAAAGAAACGUAAAUUGUGGUGACGAAAUCGACUACAGCCAAAUGAGAGGAGACAAUUUAGCAGAUAUAAUAAACGAAACUUUGGAAGUUUUGGAAAGAUACGGUGGCGAAGACGCUUUCAUUAACAUCAAAUACCUCAUACCCACAUACGAAUCAUGCAUGAUGAACUAA